CCAGGCUUUCUGUUCUCCAGAAUUACAAAUGACGUACCUUUCAAUCUGUCAUCGACCAGACAAACUAACUAUAUAAAAGGAAAAAAAAUCCACAUUGUUCAGAAGAGGUAGUCUAGCACACUGGUUCUUUCAUUCUUCAAUUGUAACUGAACAAGACAAAUAUAAAGGAAGAGGUGAGUUUAUUGACUGCAAGUAUCUUUUGAUGUUGUAUAAAUGCCCUUAUGCAUUUUGGAUCUACUUUAACUCUACUUGUAAUUAUGACUAUAUUCUUCUAUUAUUUUUAUAUGGCAGGGUGAUGUGAAUGUUAUUUUUUAUGAAUGUAUUAUAAAGCACAGACAGUCUUUGUCAGGUUGAUCUGAGAAUUGUUUGUUAAACAAUGAAUACAAAAAAGGCAUACCAAUUAGAAGCCAAUAUUUUAAUGUUUAACCUCAAUUUUAUAUGUUUAAUCUAUUAUUUGUAGAUUAUAAAUUUUAGGUUAGGAUUUUUUGUACAUUUAUAAAUUUUUACUUUUUUAUUAUCAUAUUCAUUGGAAAUAUAAUUCCUAAAAGUGUCAGUUUGCUCUGAAAUGUAGACCUGAAAUUUAGAAAAAAAGUCUUAGAAACCUCAUAGAAAAUGUAUUUAUUUAUAUAAAAUAUUUAAAUGCUUUACAUCAAUCUAUAGUGAAAGGUUUGACUUUUUAAGCGAAAUUAGGAAGAGUCACUUUUUUUCGUCUAAACAAUGAAAUUAAGAUUUAUUCACUAAAAUAGUAAGCUAUUAUGUCUCAGGAAAUCAACUUGGGCGUUGCCAUGGAGAUUAAAACUUUUUGGCUAUUUAAGUCUAAUUAAAAAAUAUUAGGGAAUUGCAAAUUAAAGACCAGAUUAGCCAAACUGAAAGCAAUUGUUUUACAUUUGUAAUUCACUUUACAUUCAUUUUUAAUUCUCUCUUUAGUAAAUAAUCUUGCAAAUAUUUCAAGUCAUUACUUAAAUCACUGUUUGAGUAAAGAUCACUAGGACAAUUCCUGAUGAACACGUUCACGCAUAAUAAAAACAAUGCACAUAAAAGACACAAAGAAGUACUUAAGCAGUAAUCUAAUUCUCUGAAUCAAAGCUCACCAGGUCCAGCUCUAUUAUAUCUGUCGGUGUCUGUGUUUGUGAAGUACUUGACAACUGUGUAACUAGAAAUGAAGCUGAUUUAGAUUAGUAGAUGUAUUAAUGUUAUAAAAUACUCAUAUUAAUGUAUAAGAAACACUGUUUUCCAACUUAGAAAAUAAUCUAUUCAGCUGUAAAAGAUUGACUUUACAAGUUUAUCAAUAUAUCAGUUUAAAAAUCUGUCAUCAUUAUAUGCACGUUUGUGUGUAUAUCGAUAAGGGCUCUGUACUCGACAUCUGCCACUUCUUAUUGCCAUGGAUAAAUAAAGGUAGCACUGCAUGCAACUGAAAAUAGUCCAGAGAGGGCACUUUUAUUUUUUGGUUUUAUGCAUAUAUAAUAUAUGUGUGUGUGUGUGUUUAUAUGGUUUGUAUGUGAGUAUGCAAUUAUGUCAUCCUAAAAAGAUAGAUAGACAAAUAAAUCGUUAGAUAGAUAAAUAGAUAGAUAGAUUUGUGUCUGUGCGUUUUGUUAAGAGGCAAAAUAUUUCGAUUGCCGUAAAAAUCUGAACAUUUCUAAAACUGUUAAAUGUUGUGAAUCACAUGAUAGAUACAUUAAAAAACUGUAAAAAAAAAAAAAAGUAAUGUGCAAAAAUGAUUUUUGCAGUAUUGAAUAUUUGACCUAAAGAUAAUUAUACAGAAUUUGAAUAAGCAAGAUUUUUAUUUCACAACUUUUUUCAAGACAUUUAUAAUUUAUGUAUAUCAUAUAGGUUUUAAAAUUCUCCUUAAAACUGUAUUCAGUUCAAUCAUGUGUAAACUAUUGAAAGAGAAUGUGUAAAAAGUCCACUGGAUACUAUUUUGAUGAUGGACCAUAAUAAACAGGAAGUAAUUUUUUCAGCAAAGUUCUGUGGGGAAAAAAGGAUAAUAGAUAGGGAUGAAUUUUCUUAGCAGAGUAAGGGUUUAUUCUUCUUACAGAAAUAUGCAUUCUAGAAAGUUUGAAAACAUAUUUUAAAAAAUAUGCUGUUAGAUAUACAAUCUCUCUAUCUAUUCAUUCCUAGGACUCUGUCAUACGUACAACAUGUUUUUCUCAGAUCCAUGGCUAAGUGCAUACCGAUGUUCGUUGAGACCCAGGUUUGGCACCAUCUACAUAUUGCUGCUAUUGUUAUUACAUAGCCUCAUAUCUGUCGAUAGCAGAUCUUUUCACCAUGAGAUUGAAGUCAGAAGUAAGUAUGUCUUUGAAAAAAAAAAUCAUUGGUGGUUUGCAAGUUGCAUUUUUAGACUUUUUAUGCAGCUAUUUUGACAGUCUGCUAACUUAAAUAAAUAUACCUAACAUAAAACUGCUUACUUGGCUAAUGAAGUCCAAUAAUAGCUACCAAGCUAAUUUUAACUCUAAACUAAAUCAUACAUAAAUGUACUAUGCUAUGGUUUGAGAGUGCAGCUUCACAAGUUUAUUUUUAGGUUGUUUAGUUCUUUAUAUUUUAAUCCAUACAAUUAUUGUAUUCAUAUUUUAAGGACCUUUUAAAAAUAUGUGAGUAGUGACCUGCUCAUAAACAGGUCUCUACAAAAGAACAAAAGACCACUAUCUGCACAUAACCUCAGCAAUCAGUACUUAGUGUGCAUUUUGAACAUAUAGCUUUAUAUUUUAGGGAUAGUUUCUCACUGUAAAUGUUAGAAUGAAAUAAUUUUAAAUUUAGAGUUGUUUUGUAGGCAUCAUGCCAUUAGUUGUAUUUUUAUAACCUUAGUGUUAGUUGCACAAUUUAAACAGUAACCAACUAACACUUGGUUUAAAAAAAUGGUGAUUACACACUAUGCAAUCCUUUUUCCACCAUAAAAGGUAGCCUCGUAUUUUGAUCUCAGUUCCACUAUGCUCAAUGAAAAACAGACAAGGAUUAAAUGAUUAGCUUAGUCAAUUAAGAUAUACAUUCAUCAGCAUAAUAAAAGCUUUGCAAUAUUGAGGAAAAAAAAGUGAUUUGAAAGAAACUGGAAUAUUAACUACAGACCCAUAAUACUUAACACUGCUUGAUGAGUAUGAAUGUAUUAAAGGGUUUCUCCAAAUCUUUUUCACUGAUGAUAGAUUAAUGCCACACUGGCAUUAUUAUUUUAUUCCCCUCCCCCUACAAAAAAGCUCAAACAUUGUUUUUUAACUAGUUUACUUGCCUUAAUCCAAAGUAGGGCAAAGCUCCCCGGGGCUACUCGGUGACCCCUGUCAAAUGUCACGGGAGCCACUCACUCUGAAUCGGCAAACAAAGAGGGAGGUGAGGAGGGCGGGAAUCUUAAAAGAAUUUGUGAAUGGUAUUGGGAGGAGGAAGGGCUAACCUUUGUGUGGGAGGGAGGUGAGACAAGUGCCAUGCAGUGCGUGCUAACAACAGACACGAUUUAGGCACAGAAUUGACAUUAGGCAGCAGAACAUGUGGGCUGCCUAAGACAUGUGUGCUGGGAGUGGACUUUCCCUAGCACACAAUUAAAAUUUAUUCUGGAUGUGCAGUGCUUCAAACUGAAUCAUGGCACAUCUAGACUCCUACCACCAGUUCAAAGAGCAGAAGUGGUCAUUGUGGUUAGAGUAACCCUUUAAGAUGCAACACAGUUAUAUGGCUGGGGCAGAGGGGUAUGAAUCAUAUACCUAUAACUUAUCAUGCACUUCACACUUCAAAAUACUUACUCAUAGGUGUGGUAAGUAUGGUUAUAGUAAAAUAUGCUACACUUUUCUACUAAUGUAAAGACAAUUAAGGUGUUCUAUGUCUUAAGGGGCAAACUAAGUAUUAUAAACACCACAACUUUUUGUAGUAGGUAUCCAAGGAGUUUUGGGUGCCAUUGCACCAUUUAUUGUUAAACCCUUUACUCAAGAUUUAUAGUACAAUUGACCACAUAAUAUACAAGAGUUACUUUUAGUGCUGGCAGGAAGGUCCUGUCCUUCCAUGCUUGCUAGAAAAACACAUAUUUUCUAUUUAUUUUUAUCACUUUGCUAUUUCUUUAAAUAUGAAAGAACAAAUAAAAAUCGUGUAAAUCUAGUAAAAUAUGUUGAAGUAUGCUUUCAAAAAUAUACAGUUACUCUUUCAUCCUUUACAUGUUUCAGAUAAAUGAUCAAUUUAACUUUUUAAAAACUUUUUUAAACAAAAUUAACAUAAUAGUGAAUGAACUAUGUAAAAUGUACAUUUUCAAAUUUGUUACAGAAUGAAUGUACUAAAUUAUCAAAACGGAACUGUUUUGCAUGAAAUGUGACGUAAAAAAAUAUAUAUAAAUGUCUAGUAUUAGCAUUAAAGACAUCUAUUUUUGUAAUAAUUUUUUACAAAUGCAGGUCCUGACAUUGACCCUUAUUGGUAUGUGGGCCGUGGAGUUAGGCCAAUUGGCCGAUUUGGAAAAAGGCAUCUAAAGAACAUGACCAACUUACAGCCACAACUAAGUACUAUAAUUGCAAUGAUUCUGAAGCAUCUGAAGAAGCACGAAAGACUAGAUUUAGAAAAAGUAUUUGAAGCUAAAAACUGGUGA
Molecule: messenger RNA, 4546 nt
Organism: Pelobates cultripes (western spadefoot toad)
Lineage: Eukaryota; Metazoa; Chordata; Amphibia; Anura; Pelobatidae
Source: the annotation of a GenBank genome assembly